UGUCGAAGAUAAGGACGUGCAUUUGUAGAUUCACGAUUGUGUUUAUGUACGACCACACGAAUAGAUAUUGCCGCAAACAGAUAACAAUGCUCUAUGCAGCCGUCACGUCGAUUGUUUUCGUCCAGAUAUUUCGGAUUGCGUAUGGAGAAAGCUCUGAAGAUCCGUGUCUAGCCGGAAACCACGAUAACAUUACGUCCAUGGGUUUCCGGAACGUGACCAAUAAGGACUGUUCCCAGAACAGGGUCACUGAUUACCGGCUCGUCCGCGCCUGGUAUUACGCGGGACCGGAUCCCAUUCUUACCUCACCACCUGAUCAGCUGUGCAGAUGUGGAGCCAACUUCCCUAUAUGGAUGAAUGGUUCUUUGCCUCAUCCACAAGAUGGAAUCGUCUCACGUGACACGUGUCUCAAGUACUCGACUAAUUGUGACACGCGCUUCGGUAUCCAGGUGAAGAAUUGCGGAACAUUCUACGUGUACAAAUUGCCCCCAACCCGCGAGGACCACACGGCCUAUUGCUUUGGAAGCGUCCCAAAUGCGAUUUCAACGAUUGCACCUGAUUGCGGCGACCCAAACGACAAAAUAAACCUAGAUUCGGAUGUUGUCCUUGGCGAAUUCAGAUCAAUAGAAUACAACUCCACUGGUGUCGAUUCCCACGCAACCGUGAAUUGUCUCAAAGGUCAUGGAAUUGUUGAUGGUACUGCUACAUACGAGUCCUUCACACUGACUUGUACAUCCGGUCUCAAGUGGAAUUCAACACGGACGUGCAAGAGUUUACAAGGGUGUGGCGACCCGAACAUCAAGAACAACCUAGAUUCGGAUGUUGUCCUUGGCGAAUUCAGAUCAAUAGAAUACAACUCCACUGGUGUCGAUUUCCAUGCAACGGUCAAUUGUCUCAAAGGUCAUGGUAUUGUUGAUGGUACUGCUACAUACGAGUCCUUCACACUGACUUGUACAUCCGGUCUCAAGUGGAAUUCAACCCGGACGUGCAAGAGUUUACAAGAAUGCGGGAACCCAAAUGACUCCAAAAACCUCGAUGCGAGCGUGAAGCUUGGACAUUUUCAUAACAUCACCUUCACAACUACUUCCGUAGAUUCUCACGCUACCGUGUACUGCAGCAAAGGGAACGGUGUUCAAGACAACGGUAUUAAACAGAAUUGGUUCCAACUCACGUGCAAAGAUAACAAAUGGCAUUCAACUCGCACCUGCAGCCCUCAAACAGCGGCUUUGAUAGGAUAAAACUGGACCACCACGCAUUUCCAUUGGGGAAUCCAUGUACUCGUACAACGCAUACCUUGAAUAAACCUAAAAUAAUUAUAGUAAUAAAUUGACUAAUUUUGA
Dreissena polymorpha is the source of this 1337-nucleotide messenger RNA. RefSeq names its product oncoprotein-induced transcript 3 protein-like. Lineage: Eukaryota; Metazoa; Mollusca; Bivalvia; Myida; Dreissenidae. The transcript is spliced from 8 exons. The record is from RefSeq and is a predicted model, not a curated record. The coding region runs from base 45 to 1235 and encodes 396 amino acids.